AUGACCGAAGAUAUCAGUGUGACGUUUAUAAUACCGAAAGAAUGUGUUACAGAAAAUGAUUGCUCCGAUGAAAUGAAGCUUGCGUUUACCGCAUGUGAGCAAUACAGUGGUGGAGGCCUUAAAGCCCAAUGGGUUCACGAGGAUAACUGGACCAAAUUUGACGGUUUAACUAAGAAGGAUGUAUUUGUUCUGUCAGAAUUUGAAGGGGAAUUAUAUAAUAAAUUAAAAUCCACAAAGUGCCUGUUAGUGGGCCCUCGCUGUUUGUCAUGUUCUUUAAUAGAGGGAACACCCAUACCUCAAGGACCUGAACCAGUCUUCACAAUAGCUAUGAGAGGCCUAGUGAUUACUGCUAGUGGAUUAACUAAAACAAAAAAGGAGAAUAUAAAACAAAAAGUGCACUGGAUGGGCGGGUUAUACAAUACUGUUCUGACGGAAGAAACUACCCAUCUGGUAUCUGACACAGUACUUUCGGACAAAUAUAUUAAAUCAGUGGAGAAAGGUAUUCCAAUAAUGCAUGAGAAUUGGAUUGAGGCAGUAUGGGAGGCAUCACUGAAGCUCAAUAUCAGCGGUUCUUCGUCAGAUUUCGACUGUCACCGUCUACCAGCCUUUGCCAAUCUCCAAGUCACAACUUCCGGUAUCCCUAAGAAGGAGAAACAGAUGAUAAUGAAGUUGGUUAACGAGAACGGGGGAAUGUUCUCUGGUGCGUUUCAGAGUGAGACCACUGAUGUCGUGGUGUUGACCAAAGAGGGGAUAACCGGCGAGAAAUAUAAGGCGGCGUUAGAGUACGGCAAGGCGUGUGUUCUACCCGCGUGGGUGAAGGACUCUGCGGUUAAAGGCGUGGCGUUGCCCCUAGCCAAGUAUAAAGUGAUGGGUGCCUCCACUUCCUCGCCGCUUGCGGAGCAUCGCUUGCCCGAUAUGAGCUUGAACUUUUCACGGAUAACAAAUGUGAGGCCGCCAAGCAACUUUGUAGAUGAAACUAGAUCUGUGGAUAUGUCGACACUAUCUGGCAGAACAAAGCUGUCUCUAGAGAGUAAGAAGUCAAAUGAGUUCUCUACAAUGGACAAAGACAUUUUGGCGGAGUUUGAAAAGUUUGAUAUGAGUUGCAUUAAAAAGGCUGGUCCUAUCUUUGAUGGAUUUUGUAUCUGGCUGAUAGGCGUGGAGGGCGUGUGCCGCGAGCGCGCGGCGGCGUGCGUGUCGCGCUGCGGCGGCGUGCGCUACGACCGCGCGCACGAGUGCGUCACGCACGCAGUAUGCGGCACGCGCGCGGCGGCGGCGCAGGCCGCGCGUGCGCUGCCCGCCGUGCCCGUGCUGCACGCGCUCUGGCUACUGCGCAGUGUAGAGGCACAGCGCGCGCUGCCCGAAACCGAUUACUUAAUAGAUGUGAAACCGGCCACCCCGGCGAAGUCGAGCGCUCGCAAAGUGCACGUUGAACCCGCGUCCCCGAUGAGCAAGCGGAAUUUGCAGCUGCUACGCCACGUGCCGCUGGACCUGCCACCGCCUACACCGGAACUGCCCGAGCCGCAGGACGAACUCGUCAAUCAUUACUUGAGCCAGAACGUGCCUGAACCAGUGAGAGAAAAGACACCUGAACCUCGAGUGCCUAAUGUAACCGUGGAUCCCCAACAACCAGAUAUCACUGAGGACAUCGGAGAGGAACCUACUGAAGAAAUCGAACAGAUAUUUAGAGGUAUAAAGAUCGAGGUGCAGGGGCUGGACGAGGAGGCGGUGUGCGAGUUGGGCGCGGAGGUGGCGGCGGCGGGCGGCGUGCUGGCGGGCGCGGGCGCGGGCGGCCGCUACGCGCUCGUGCCGCUCGACUUCGACCCGGCCGACCUCGCCACGCCUACUGCCGAGCCCGUCACCGUCUUCUGGGUGAAGGACUGCCUGUGCCAGCAAGAGCUGGUUCCGGUGCAGUACUACCACCGGCCGGUGCGGCUGCCGCAGUGGAGCGGGGCGGGCCCGCUGCACGGCGUAGUGGCCAGCCUCAGCACCUACAGCGGCGUCGAGCGCGCCUUCCUCGACGAACUCGCCAAGCUGCUCGGUGCCACUACUCAGCUGCGCUUCUGCCGCCGCAACACGGCGAACGCGCUCGCGUCCACGCACUUGAUAUGCCCGACGCCUGCGGGCGACAAGUACGCCGGCGCUGUCAAGUGGCAGCUGCCCGCCGUGAAGGCUUCAUGGCUGCUCGCUUGCGCUGAGGCAGGACGACGCGUCAGCGAAAAGGACCACCUCGUUGGCGACACCAAAGCUCCACCAACUCCAGAGAAUUCCCCAACUAAAGCGCAAGCCGAGCCCGCUGAGCCAAUACACGAACAAACAGUCCCGGGAACAGACAAAGAGAACACAAUGUUGCCACCGGCGGCAUCUGAAGUUCCACGACGGAUAUCCGCGCCUAGCAGAGAGGAUACGCCAAAGGAUAAAGGAAAUGAUGGAGACGACAUGUCGCCAGCUUCAAGAUAUAUAGCGAUGGCGCGGCAAGGCCUGCUGGGUUGCGAUUCUCAAGAGACGCCCAAGAGGAUGCAAGAAUUGAAAGAUCAAGCUAGGCUAGGUCCGGAGGCGGUGCAUACGCCACCGCUGGAAGAGGCGCUGUCGUCGCCCAACCUGGCGGCGUUCAGCCCCGCCUCGCGCCGCCGCCUGCGUGCGCUGCGCCGCGGCGAGCCGCCCUCCGGCCCCAUCCGCACGCCGCAGGACCCGUGUCAGUUGCACCGUUACACCGCUACACCACAACACCACAACACCAUAUUGCACCUAUGUCACACUGCCUCGUUGCUCUAG
Molecule: messenger RNA, 2772 nt
Organism: Parnassius apollo (apollo)
Lineage: Eukaryota; Metazoa; Arthropoda; Insecta; Lepidoptera; Papilionidae
Source: the annotation of a GenBank genome assembly